Botrytis byssoidea is the source of this 1272-nucleotide messenger RNA. RefSeq lists its product as uncharacterized. Bases 1 to 1272 code for a protein of 423 amino acids. The transcript is spliced from 5 exons. The record is from RefSeq and is a predicted model, not a curated record. NCBI's taxonomy places the organism in Eukaryota, Fungi, Ascomycota, Leotiomycetes, Helotiales, Sclerotiniaceae.
AUGGUCAAGCAAUUGAACACCGCAUGUUUGGUCAUUAUUGUUGUUUUUGAAGUUGUUGGCUCAAUAUUCUGCUUUGGCCGUCUAGGCUCAAGGUUAGUAUCAAAACCACCAUGGAAGGGACUGAUGAUGUGGAGUGAUAUAUGUAUGGGUAUAGCUUGGGUUCUAUCGGUUGUGGAAAGUGUCGCUAUAUACGGACUAACAUCGUACGCAAAAUAUGGCUAUAAAUUAUCAGAUCUUGCCCAAUUUAAUAUCGACAUACCUACCGAGAUGAAAUGGUCAAUGUUUGAUUCCCUUUGCUAUAAUCCGAUCUUCGGUUUCGUCAAAGCCUCCAUGAUUCUGCUGUUUCUUCGACUUGGGGGAAUAAGACAAACAGUUCGAUAUGCUGCGUAUGCACUCUUAUGCAUCAAUUUCGCCCUUAUGAUCGCCAUAUUUUUUGUCGAUAUGUUUCAAUGUGUACCGUUCUCAUAUAACUUCUACUCGACAAAGAUGGACCUGGCGGCUCAAAUUAAAGCAAAUGCCACAGAUCCGGGAAUCGGACCUUAUGGGCCUGUGGCAUCUGGGUUCAAAGAUGGGAAAUAUAUAUCGGGCGGGAUAUGUAUCAAUGGUGUCAAUUUUAUAUUGUCAACUGCUGGUUUGACUAUUUUGACAGACUUAUUGAUUCUGUGCAUUCCAAUUUAUAUGUUAAAGGAUCUCAAAAUGAAUCCACGAAAAAAGACUGCAGCAAUCACCAUUUUGUGCAUGGGCUUGGGUGUUACUGCUAUCGGAAUUUGUCGUCUUGUUUUUACUUACCGUACAUUCUACCCCGAUGUCCCUGACCCGGGAUUAAAUGUCAACAGCACCAUAUCUCAAAUAGAGACUGGUCUUGCAUUGGUUAUAGGCUGCAUCCCGGAUCUUCUGCCUCUUUUUCGCCUACUAAUACCUGGCUUCUUCAAUUUUGCGACCAGACAAUCAACUCAUCCAGCUCGGUAUCCUUACCCCUCAACUUUCGGUUCCAGAAGGAAGCCGGAAGGCCGAAGCGACAUUCUCAACAACGCCAUGUAUGAAGAACAUGGACUAGACGUUUUGAAGUUACGUCCUAACAAUGGGUUGAUACAACGCGAGACGCAAGUCAGAGGUGCUGCAAGUACCGAUAGCUUGACUGGUAGCCAAAUAGAGAUGUUCGACAAAACUAUGGACGACAAGAUGGAUUCAAAGACAAUUAUAAAGACAACACAUUUCUCGAUGAAAGAAUCGGACCUAAGUGAUCCAAGGAACACUUGGAGUAAUGUCUGA